Molecule: messenger RNA, 1746 nt
Organism: Pteropus alecto (black flying fox)
Lineage: Eukaryota; Metazoa; Chordata; Mammalia; Chiroptera; Pteropodidae
Gene: ASIC2
Product: acid sensing ion channel subunit 2
Exons: 9
Coding region: 274-1746 (490 amino acids)
Biological process (GO): sodium ion transmembrane transport
Cellular component (GO): membrane
Molecular function (GO): ligand-gated sodium channel activity
Source: RefSeq, a predicted model, not a curated record
CUCUUCCACAUCACCUUGGUGUCUCCCUAAAUAAAACCAGCCCUCCUUAUCGCCUGGAAAAAAUCAGGAGCUAGAGUUUGAAUGGGUUUUAUAUAAACACUCACCCCUGUCAGCUUGCGGCUGGGCUCUCAGGAUAAACCCACUGCGUCUGGCCUGACGCUUGCCUUGGGUUCUCUCUCUUGAACGUCAAGGUUUAAGCAGCGCUGGAGGACUGGAAACUCUUCUCUGAAAUUCGAUCAACCUGAAGCCAGUUGCGGAACUGCACAGGUCCCCAUGGACCUCAAGGAGAGCCCCAGCGAGGGCAGCCUGCAGCCCUCUAGCCUCCAGAUCUUUGCCAACACCUCCACCCUCCACGGCAUCCGCCACAUCUUCGUGUAUGGGCCACUGACCAUCCGGCGUGUACUUUGGGCUGCGGCCUUCGUGGGCUCCCUGGGCCUGCUGCUGGUGGAAAGCUCCGAGAGGGUGUCCUACUACUUCUCCUACCAGCAUGUCACCAAGGUAGACGAGGUGGUGGCCCAAAGUCUGGUCUUCCCAGCCGUGACCCUUUGCAAUCUCAAUGGCUUCCGGUUCUCCAGGCUCACCACCAAUGACCUGUACCAUGCCGGGGAGCUGCUGGCCCUGCUUGAUGUCAACCUGCAGAUCCCGGACCCGCACCUGGCUGACCCCACGGUGCUGGAGGCCCUGCAGCAGAAAGCCAACUUCAAACACUACAAACCCAAGCAGUUCAGCAUGCUGGAGUUCCUGCAUCGCGUGGGCCAUGACCUGAAGGAUAUGAUGCUCUACUGCAAAUUCAAAGGGCAAGAGUGUGGCCACCAAGACUUCACCACAGUGUUUACAAAAUAUGGGAAGUGUUACAUGUUUAACUCAGGCGAGGAUGGCAAACCUCUGCUCACCACGGUCAAGGGGGGGACAGGCAACGGGCUGGAGAUCAUGCUGGACAUUCAGCAAGAUGAGUACCUGCCUAUCUGGGGAGAGACAGAGGAAACGACGUUUGAAGCAGGAGUGAAAGUUCAGAUCCACAGUCAGUCAGAGCCACCUUUCAUCCAAGAACUGGGCUUUGGGGUGGCGCCAGGGUUCCAGACUUUCGUGGCCACACAGGAGCAGAGGCUCACAUACCUGCCUCCACCGUGGGGCGAGUGCCGAUCCGCAGAGAUGGGACUCGACUUUUUUCCUGUUUACAGUAUCACCGCCUGUAGGAUUGACUGUGAGACUCGCUACAUUGUAGAGAAUUGCAACUGCCGCAUGGUCCACAUGCCAGGGGAUGCCCCUUUCUGUACCCCUGAGCAGCACAAGGAGUGCGCAGAGCCUGCCCUAGGUCUGUUGGCGGAAAAGGACAGUAAUUACUGUCUCUGCAGGACACCCUGCAACCUGACCCGAUACAACAAAGAGCUCUCCAUGGUGAAGAUCCCCAGCAAGACAUCAGCCAAGUACCUUGAGAAGAAAUUUAACAAAUCAGAAAAAUAUAUCUCAGAGAACAUCCUUGUUCUGGAUAUAUUUUUCGAAGCUCUCAAUUACGAGACAAUUGAACAGAAGAAGGCGUAUGAAGUUGCUGCCUUACUUGGUGAUAUUGGUGGUCAGAUGGGAUUGUUUAUUGGUGCUAGUAUCCUCACAAUACUAGAGCUCUUUGAUUAUAUUUAUGAGUCUGAAGAGAUGUCUCCCUCAAGAAGCAGCGGUAAAAAAGCCUCCGAAAGCUUCUCAAACAGCCGACAACUGCUUCUGGCCCUGAGAGCUUAUGGUGCCCGUUAG